AAAGCUGCCACUGUCCUGUGGACUUAAACCUGGGUUGCUUCUCCUUUCACUGGGAUCAGGAAAGUCUUCCCAAAAUAUGCUCUAAACGCGCAACAUCAGAGCUUUUUAACCUUAGGUUGGCUAUAAAAAAAAAAAAAUCCUGUCUGCGUGGAAGAAGUUCACAAAAGAAGAAAAAGAAGGAGCAGUUAGAAACCAAUCGCCAGUUGUGCAGGUGGUGCACGUUGUUGAUCGGGGAUCAAAGACUCCAUCCAUUCAUCUCUUACCUCCUAGUUCAGUCUCACCUGUACUCAUCAGGAUGUCCCUGGAGACAUAUUCAGCGCUGGACGAGUCUUCGCUCCGGGCUUUGCUGGAUGGAACCGUGGAUCUGGACGAGAGGCGCCUCAUCCGUUCAGCCAUUCGGGACCUAAGGAGGAGAGAGAUUGAGGACAUGGAGGCCGCUUUGGCGAGCAAAAGAUUCAGACCGACGCGCCUGAAUCAGCAUGAGGACAAGGAGAACCAGCACAGAUCAGAAUCCAGUGACAACUUGAACAUUCUUUCACAAAAGCUACAGUCCAUCCAGGACGUUGAUGAGCUGACGAAAAUGCUUCGUGCUGCAGCCGAGUAUGAGGAGAGGAAGAUGAUCAGAGCAGCGAUCCGACGAAUCAGGGAUGAGCAGCUGCAAGUUUCUGUGGAAAAGAGUAAAGUUUCUGUCUGCCGCCUGGACAGCACGGAGUCCCAGUGCAUCAUGGGAGCUGCGGAGACGGGGAGUGGCAGUGACCUCCGGGCCCCGACCCAGGAGCUAAACGCACAGCAAACACAAUACCAGAGAGAGCCAGCGAGAAAAGGGACGAGCUCCGACUCCGGCAUGGUUCUGGUUCUUGAUCAUCGGGUAAAGGAUGACACUAUGCUGAUCCAGCCUCAGAAGGAAGCUGUGACCCCAGACUCUGACCUGUUACUGUCCAACCGGACAAGGUCGAACUCCACAGCUUCGGAUCGUAGUGGGACUUCUGUGCACUCUGUGAGCUCAGAGAAGAGUCUGGGCUCAGGCCCCCGAUCCCGGCUGGACUCUGGAGCCUCGUACAGGAGCCAGAGUUCCUUCCAGCGGGGUCGCCUUGACUCUGGCGGAUCAGAGCGCAGCAUCGGCUCCCUGUCUUCUGCCAGACAGAGACUGGGAUCAGAUGUCUCAGAUUCAUGUGUCAGACCUCGUUUGGGGUCUGUGAAUAAAGACGGCAUGGGUGUGUUAUCUAGAGGUCGGUUGGACUCUGUGACAUCCGACCUCAGCGUGGGUUUGUCUUCUGAGGAGAAGGCUCCAUUGGAGGAUGUAGAGAGAACAGGAAGUGGUUCAGGCAGCAGCACUGACUCAGAACCUGAGAAAAGCCAAAUUCCUGCCAGCAGUCAGAACCGAUGUAACCAGGAACUCCAUCCUAACCAGGAUGGACCUGAUGGGGCUGUUUUAUCUCGAAGUGGUCCUGUGAAUGGGCUCCACAAUGACCACACUCAGGGAAAUUUUAACUUCAAGAAGAUAACAUCUGAUGGAAAUCUGACAUUCCCUCAUGGCAAGGCCAAGGAAACGGCACCUGAAAAGAAAGAUGUCAUCUUGGAGAAUUUCAGUCGCACCAACUCUGUUCGUGACCGAAUGCGCAAGUUCACAGAAGCCAGCCAAAGCCCAAACCCCCCAGUUCUGAAGAAGAACCCUCUGAGGAACGGAACCACCUCUGGCCUUAACAAUUUCUCCAGAGCUGCAGAGGUUUUUGCUCAAACAUCAGCAACCUCCAGCAAAUCUAAAGACAAACCCACUAAGACAACUGUAGGAUCAGGUUCUAACACCUCCGCUGUGUCCCAGAGCCCAGCUGCACCUCAGCCCCUCAAAGGAGGGGCCGAAGGACCUCUGUCUUCAGCCAGCCAAUCACAAGCCUCCCUGGGUGGGACGAGGCUACCCGCUGAAAAAGAUGUGCCUGUCUGUGCUGAAUUAAAGGAAGACAGGACCCUAGGGAGAGCAGCUGAGAAAGAGAUCCCUGAGGGAGAGGAAGACCCCGACAUGAAGACUUUCCUCACGAUUGAGAUCAAGGAUGGGCGCACCACCACCAACUCCUCAUCCACCGCUUCAACGCCAAGAGGCAGCAUGAUGCCCAUCACCAGCAUGACCCCCCGCAUCACCACUCUGGGACAAAGACCAGAGUUGACCCUUGGCCUAAGAGCUACACCGUUCAAGAUCUCCUCAUCUAUGUUCCCUUCUGGAUCCUCCAUUAAGAUGGAGACUGAACCUGUUGUUGGCUCGGAGUCAUUAUUUUCAGCUCCUCAAUCCAAGCUUGUGACAUGUUCCGUCCCCACCAUCCCCAACGGCUUCAGCACCCAGACCAAAGCCAUUGAAAGCUCUGGAAAACUCACUGCUGAAAAGCUUGCUGCCAUUGAGGAUGAGGAGCUCCUGGACAAGAUGCUGGAUGAGUCCAAAGAUUUCGAGGAGAGGAAGAUGAUCCGUGCCGCCAUGAGAGACCUUCGCAAGAGAAAGAGAGAGGCCAUGCUGGGAUGUAGCCAGGAGGAAAUGGACCAAAGAGAGAAGGAGCGUGACACUCGUCUGCAGGAGCUGCGACAACAGAGAGAGGAGAGGGCGCAGAAAGGCCGCGCCGGACCCGGAGCUGGAGAGGUGGUGAUAAGGAAGAUGGAGAAGUCGGCUGACGGUUCGACCCUCAGCCAAGUGACAAAGACAAAUCGUUUCGCCCACUCUGAUGAUGGGAGCAAAUCAACACGCAGCACAGUUGUAGAAACCAGUUAUGUACAGAAGACAGACAGAGGAACAGUCCAAUCCAAAUCCUACAGCUUCACCUCCUCAUCCUCCUCCAACACAAGCAAAAAAGUUGGCAGCGUGUUUGAUCGUGAAGAUGAGACAACGUCUAAAACUGGUGGCAGCGGCGGUUUGUCCGCUGUCGAGCGACGGCAGGCGGAGAAGCGCAGAGAGCUGAUGAGAGCCCAGACGAUGCCUAAGACAUCCGCCAUGCAGACUCGGAAAGCCAUGAUAGAGAAGCUGGAAAAAGAAGGAGGAGGCCCUGGAAAUCAGGCAGUAGCCAAGGUAAACAAGGUGCAGCGCUCCACUAGCUUUGGUGUUCCCAACGCAAACUCCAUCAAGCAGAUGCUGCUUGACUGGUGUCGUGCGAAGACACGCUCGUAUGAGAACGUGGACAUUCAGAACUUUUCUUCCAGCUGGAGCAAUGGUAUGGCGUUUUGUGCCCUGGUGCACAAUUUCUUCCCUGACGCCUUCGACUAUGACUCUCUGAGCCCCAGCAACCGGAGGCAAAACUUUGAGGUGGCCUUCAGUGCUGCAGAGUAUAUAAAGCGUCUAUCGAGGCUGAGUAAACUUCUUAUUUCUGCAUUAACUCUGCCUCUAACCACCCCCCCCGAUGUGAACAACUGCGCUGACUCUGGUUUGGAAAACAUCCUCCUCCCAUCUGGGCCUUGUCCGUUAUCUAUCCCUCAUCUCUCUCUUAUCUCUUUUUGCAUCUCACCACUUUUGUUGACGCACCCAUCUGUUGUGUGUGUGUGUAUGCUGUCACAUGUAGCAGUUAGAAUAAAGUCUCAGCCUCAAUGGCUCAGCUUUUACUCUUUGUGUUGCAUCCUCACUCGUGUCUCCAGUCACAGAAGAUCCGCACAACAAACUCUGACACGACCCUCAUUCUGUGCACGAGUGUGUUUAGAGUCACCCCAUAGCUCUUUUUAUCCUAUUGUAUUUUUCACUGUUACAAAGUUGUUUUUUUCCUGUUUUAUUGUAUUAUUAAAGUCUAAAAUAGGCAUGGGUCGCUAUUAGGUUCUCACAGAUUGAGAACUGUGGCUAAAAAUACAAUCCAUUAUUUAUACAACAGUUUGAAACAAAAACUUAUAAUUAAAUUGAAUUAUUUCCUUUUUUUAAUCAGAUUUUAUUUAAAGAUUAUAUUGAGCUAUUUUUCAAGGGUUAUUACCAAAGUUAGAAUAAUCCGGUAUUUGUUUGUCAAAUCUUAAAACUAAGGCAAAAAAAGUAGUUUUUGUGCUUUUUAUAAUAUCUUUUUUGCCAUUCUGCUCUGCUUAGAGAAGACUCUUGGUGAUAUCAGCGGGCUAGCUGGGCUUUGCUGCCCUUAGCAUGCUCACUGUCCUUAGAAAACACCCUAACUUUGAUAAAGGCGAUGGGUGGCGCUCCUUUAGUUUCCAUUUGUUUGAUAGUUCAGGAUAGUAUAUUUCCCAUCUUCCAGCCAGCUGACUGGCAGUGUGCAGCAGCAUGUGAAAGAGGAGUUAUCCCAGAUUUCACUAGUUUUCAAACAUUUGGAGAAAUCCAUCCAGGAUUAUAUCAUAAAUGCGUCUUAAAACUUUAACUUUGUUUUUAAACCACUGUAUACCUGGAACCUCCGUAUACCUCGCUAUCCUUUCCGGGCCCAUGCCUAACCUGAAGUCAAUCACAGAAAAAAACAACACAUAAAAAUAGACUGAAUGGGCAUCACCUGAUGCUCAUUCAACACCUUGUUUUGUCCUGUGUAUGUAUGCCACAUGUUGGAUGUACUGCAGAGUUCAUGAAGCAUGAUAACUCAUGGAUGUAUUUUUGAACACUGGAUGUAAUGUUUAUUUUUGUGCUCUUGUUUUUAUUUCAUUUGUUCUCUCACUCUUGUUUAUUGGCUGCUCACGGCUCUGUUUGCUUUUCCUUCCCUCCUCCCUGUUUUCUCUGUCCUGUUCCCUCCCUUUAUCUGUCCUUCAUCCCCUUUCUGUCCUGUCCUCCUGUUCAUUCUCUCCUCUGACAACCCUUCACCUUCGGG
Messenger RNA from Cyprinodon tularosa, 4751 nucleotides. It is a transcript of the gene smtnb, whose product is annotated as smoothelin b. Gene Ontology annotation, molecular function: protein binding. Lineage: Eukaryota; Metazoa; Chordata; Actinopteri; Cyprinodontiformes; Cyprinodontidae. The transcript has 20 exons. Gene Ontology annotation, biological process: actin cytoskeleton organization. Gene Ontology annotation, cellular component: filamentous actin; microtubule organizing center. The record is from RefSeq and is a predicted model, not a curated record. The coding region runs from base 296 to 3778 and encodes 1160 amino acids.